Molecule: messenger RNA, 1918 nt
Organism: Salvelinus sp. IW2-2015
Lineage: Eukaryota; Metazoa; Chordata; Actinopteri; Salmoniformes; Salmonidae
Source: RefSeq, a predicted model, not a curated record
CUGAUAGCUGAGGGAGCUGAUAGCUGACAGAGCUGAUAGCUGACGGAGCUGUAGUAGGAUGAGAUGAGAGAGGAUGGAACACACGGACAGCCCCGCCUCCCACAGCAGCGACCCCAACGGGUUCGUCAAUAAAGUCUUCAACGUGUCUCUGGAUGUGCAGAAUGAGACCGGCACUGUAUCUAUCCAGGAGACUGGGAAGGGAGAGGGACAGGGAGAGGGUCAAGGAGAAGGUCCGGGGCCAGGCCAAACCCAGAGAGAGUGGCAGGAGGCUGGGGAUAGACAGGCAGAGCCACAGGCACCCCCUCAGACCCCUGGAAAGGAGCGCCCGGAGGUCAACCGUAGAACAAGAGCGACUGGGGGCAUCUGGAAGAUCUUGACCCGGCGUAGAGUGGCCUCAGAGCUGGAUAACAGAAGACCUCACUCCAUGAUCCUCCCUGGAGAGGAGGCCUUCAUCCCUAAACUGUCCUUCGCUGACAAGGUCCGCUCCAUCAAGAAGCUCCGCUCUCCGGGUGUCUUCAAGGGGAGGGUGGGGAAGAUGUCUGGGUCCAACACUAAGUUCAGAGACGGAGAGACGGAGGACGACUCGUUCUGCCGGGACUUCCUCCCCUCGCCCGGACUGCACCCCUGUAGGAGCACACUCCGCCACCGUGCAAAGAGGCAUUCGUAUGCCGGACACACCGCCGAGUUCGACUGCUCAUUUGAGGACAUUGAUCUGACAGCUACCCUGGACAGACACCAUCUUCACUCACUAGUGGAGCCUCUUACCCAGAACGGUUCUAAGCCCACAGAGAGAGUCUCCUACUCCAAGAGACCUCAGGUCCAGGCUCAGUCGCAGGCCAACCACUCCUCUAACUGUAACAGUACCUCAGCAGGAGUGUGUGAGGAGCAGAGUGUGAGGGGCAGCCCCAAGGUCCAGCUGGGUGGGAGGAGAUCUAAGAGCGCUGACGUGUGGAGUUACCUGAGGAGGAUCUCUGUCCUGGGGAAGGGGAACCCGGUCUACUCAGAGAGGAGUUUUGACUCAGAGCUCCACACACUGGACAAGACCAUGGACUCUGACUACGGCUCGGUGGACUUCGAGAGUGUCAGGGACUUUCAACCAGCGGCUCCAAAGCACUCUGACAGCAAAGGCGGACAUUUUGGGGGUCUGAUUAAGUUCUUCAGCAACGUUGCGGAGACGGCUAGAAAAUGGCGGACGUCUUCGCGCUCCUUCUCUCCUCCAGAGGAGGGAGGGGAGCGGUCGCCGCUGGGCUCCCCCAGAGCAGGGCAGCAUCUGGGGGACUACGUCCACAGUGUGUCCCUGACUCUCCGCAGUGAGGACCACCCAGAGUGUCCCCCAACACCCAACUCACCCCUGACCCCUCAUCCCCCUCGCUCCCCUGCCUGUGACCCUGCCUCACCCCCUACUCUACUAGGCAGACGGUCUCCUCAGGUGAUGCUGAAGGCCUGGAGGGUGAGUCCCGACUCAUCAAGCGUUAACGGCCUGGUGUGUGUGAGCUCAUUGGAGACGGACAGACAGAUGGACAGACAGACAGAGAGACAUACGCGGCACACGUCUGUAGCCACAGUAGAGAAUCACGAGCCACACUCAAGGCUGGAGAGAGAGACUCAGAAAGAGAGAGAGACAGAGGUAGACAGAGACCACUUAGAAUGUCUGUCUACAGUGGAAGAGAGAGAACGAGAGGGAGGAGAGGGACACUCAGGAAAUUACCUGGAUUCCAAGGAUGCUCUAACUGUCUCAGAGCAGACACACCUUCCAAACGGCCAAUCAGAGUUAUGGGAAGGAGAGAUCGUAGCCACUAAGGAGCCAGCAGGAAACUGCCACCAGGAAGUAUUUAAGGCCCUGUCUCGUCCCCGGGGGCGUCACCUUUAGAGCCCCCCUCAGAGUGUCUCUUCAGAGGUGUCAUCCCUCCCUCUCCCC